This is a messenger RNA of Leptopilina heterotoma, 3079 nucleotides long. It is a transcript of the gene Myb, whose product is annotated as transcriptional activator Myb. The transcript has 9 exons. Gene Ontology annotation, biological process: regulation of DNA-templated transcription. The record is from RefSeq and is a predicted model, not a curated record. NCBI's taxonomy places the organism in Eukaryota, Metazoa, Arthropoda, Insecta, Hymenoptera, Figitidae. Gene Ontology annotation, molecular function: DNA-binding transcription factor activity, RNA polymerase II-specific; RNA polymerase II cis-regulatory region sequence-specific DNA binding. Gene Ontology annotation, cellular component: nucleus. Bases 880 to 3069 code for a protein of 729 amino acids.
UUGCCCUUCAGUUCAAAUCAAGCCACUCUCAAGUUUAGAUCUAUAUUAUUCUAUUUUAGACUUUUCUUCACACUAUUUUCUCCAAUCGAAACUUUUAUACUUGAAAAGAAAAGAUUGAAAAUUACAUUCUUUACGAGACAUUGCAAACUUUUUGAAAUUAUUUUUAGGAUAUUUUGUUAUUAAAUUAUUUUGUGGCUUGCGUGUUUUAUAGCAUUCGCCGUGUGUGUGUGUGUAAAAGGGAAGCUCUCUCGUGAAACAAGAAAAGGGGAAAUCGCGCAUGCUCUACGCUCGUAAAUGUGAAUCAAUAAGUUGGAAACAAGGGAAAAAAAAUAAAGUGUUCAGUGAAAGUUGUUGACUGUUUAAAAUGCGCGUAUUUUUUUAAAUAAGGGAGAACCAAAGAAUUUUUGCUCUUUUUGGAAAACUAUUCCAGAAUUUUAAAUUAAAAAAUGAAAAAUUUAUUGAAAAAUUUUGUUUAAAAUUGUUUUUUUAAAAAAAAGUGGUUUUUUAUAAACAAUAUAAAUUAUAUUUUGUUCAGGAGAAAGAACGAUAAACGGAGUUGGAGAAUCGGUCCAUGAAAAUGAUGAGUAGAGAGCAAAGUCUGCAUUCCGAGGUCCAUUUGUUGUGAAGAAGUGUUAUCUGAAAUUUUCUAUACAACAACCAUGGAUAUAGUGUAGCAUUUUUCCUUUUUUUUCUUCUUCUUCUCUUUUCCCGCUCACGGCAGGACGAAGAAUCUCGUUAUUGACCUCAGACUAUUGAAUUUUCCUGCGCACUUUUUUUGGCGGGAUUUAAACCUGGGAAAAACGAGAGGAGAUCCUGUGAAUAGAGAGCGAGAAAGAGGGAGAGAGAGAGAGGGACCAUCGUUCUUUAAGUUCUUUGAGAAUGGAUUUAAUACCGGGCGGUAUGCUCGUACCUGCUAAGAUCCAGGAUAUCAAUACCUACCAUUCUUCGUUUUACUCGCCACCACCCACUGAAGCUUCGAGAUCUGGAUAUGAGUCCAGCUGCGGUGAGGAUUCAGAAAAUGAGUAUUCAUCGAAUUAUCCAGGGACGACGCAAAAUUCAUCGUCUGGUGCGACUAAUCCAAAUGGCGUGCCUCAAGGAAAGCAAAUAAGUAAAAGUCGUUGGACAAAAGAGGAGGAUGCUCUUUUGAAAAAAUUGGUCAGCCACGCCGAUCAUCAUGGAUCGAAUUUACGAUGGGACGUUAUUUCGGCCCAUUUCCCCGACAGAAGUGACGUUCAAUGCCAGCAAAGAUGGGCCAAAGUCGUUAAUCCCGAAUUGGUUAAAGGCCCAUGGACCAAGGAGGAGGAUGAGAAAGUUGUCGAAUUGGUCGAUCGAUACGGACCCAAAAAAUGGACAUUAAUAGCAAGACAUUUAAAGGGUCGUAUUGGAAAACAAUGUCGCGAAAGGUGGCACAAUCAUUUAAAUCCAGGUAUAAAGAAAACCGCUUGGACGGAGGCUGAGGAUCGAAUUAUCGUUGAGGCACAUCGUCGAGUCGGUAAUCAAUGGGCAAAAAUUGCCAAACUUUUACCUGGAAGGACGGAUAAUGCAAUCAAAAAUCAUUGGAACAGUACAAUGAGGCGAAAAUAUGAAACCGAAGAUGGUCGACUCUCUGGAUCAAGAGGGAGGGGAAGAAGGAAAGCUGCGAAUGCAAGUUCAAGCCACAGUAGAGAAUCGAAAACACAGAAAACACAGGAAGAUAAUUCUACUGAAGUGAGUAAUAAAAAUUCAAGAGGCGAAAGCAGUUCGUCACAUUCAUCGAUACCCGAGAAUGCCGUUUGUGGCGAUCUCGAUCAGCUCGAUUGGACAAAAGCUUGGGAACAACAGCAGCAGCAACAAACCUCCCAUCGUCCGCAGAGUAAUUAUCAGAAUAUGAUGCACCUAAAUGAAUGCAAUAACGCCGAAAGGCAACUAAAUUCACCACCUCGACGAGAUGGUUCACAGAGGAUAAAAUCCGAAACAUUAUCUCCAUUCUCCAGGGUAAAUAUUUCUCGUGCUAGAUAUUUCGAUUUGGACAUACAAAAGGAGGCGAGUAGUUCGAGGUCGUCGGAAAUUCGUCUCCUUCCGAUGCCCGAUCUCGAGGAAGGGAAUAUUUGUAUGGAGAAGGAGAAAUCAAGUCCACCGCCGAUUCUCCGAAGGAAGCGCAAUUUCCAAAUGAUCGAGAGAACCGACACGCCGGACAGUGGGAAUCAAUCGGAUUAUUUGUUAAAUCAACAUCAUAAUCUUGGAACAACGCCAUCGACUCCCAUUAAACAAUUGCCCUUCAGUCCAUCGCAAUUUUUAAAUAGUCUCAGUCCUGAGACGUCAUGGCCCAGGGCAAGCACACCAAAGGGAAGUCCCGAGGCUCUCACAACGCCCCAACCGUCAGGUUUGCGUCGCAAUCUCGGUGAUGGCAUGACGCCUAGGACACCGACACCAUUUAAAAAUGCUCUGGCUGAAUUGGAACGAAGAAUCGGCUCAUCGACACAUUUGCCGGCAACGCCAAGUCGUUUGGAUGCCCUCACGGAAAUUAUUAAACAGGAAACGGAUCAGGAGAGUUUUGCCUGUUCAAGCAGUAUGCUUCAGGAUUCUGGUUAUGGAACGGGAAGGCGAAGAGGAAAGGAGAACAGUGCACCGGGUGGUAAACGAGCACGAAAAGCACUGUGCCAAGCGUGGGCAAAUUCAACAGAUUCCUCGGACAUGAGUUUCGCCAUCGAGACCCCGAGUAAAAAUUUGGAUACAUCAGUGCUGUUUUCUCCAGCAUCAAUGGCAUUGGAGGACAGUUUUUUGGCAGCAGGACCGAGUCCCGUGAAGCUAGAGUGUGUCUAUCCUUUCCAGACCUCCCACGACUUUGUCUCCGUUCAUCGGAAGUCGAAUGCCAAGAGGGCUAUAUCGUUCGACGCGUUUGACAGCCCCUGUAAUUUCAGCCCUCAACCUCGGCCACCAUCCAAACGCGCCAAGCUGCAGUUGGAAGUGCAAUGGGCAACGGUUGCUUGCGGUCAAACAAUGGAUCAGCUCGAAAUGACGAGAGCAGCUCGCAAAUUUCUUGGUAUUCAAGGAUUUCUAACACUACGCCCACGUUCUCUUAAAUUUUAAGUUUCUACAA